UUUUUGAGGGGCAAUAGAUUUUUUUAUGCUCUGUUAACUGGUGCUGGGCUGAAUGAAGCAUACUCCGGUUAAUUGCAGACCCGGCCCACGUUCCCAAAACCCAACGCAAACCCCGCCGCCGUUUCAGCCCAUCCUCCUUAUCCCAAAAUCAGUCUCUCUGCCGCCGCCACCUCCGCCACCACCUCCACCACCGCCACGGCGCCCGCCGGUGAACCCCACGGUUGGCGACCAUCGCGCGCUCCACCGCCCUCCCCACCGCUCGGCUCCUCCUGCGCGGGCGCAUGGCCUCCUUCGCCUCCGUUGCGACCCUCCCCCUUCCCACCUGCUCCUCCUCCGACGACGACUCUGACGACGCCAAGCCCCUCCCGCCUCUACCCGCAUCGAAAGAAAUACGCCCUCCUCCGCAGCACCAGCAGCAGCCGCCGCCGCAGCGGCGGCAGCUGGAGCGCGACUGCAACGUGGCCAUGAAGGCCCUGGCGCGCGCGGGCGACGUCGACCAGGUGCUCGCCCGCUUCGCCGAGCUCAGGGCUUCCGGGACCCCCAGCGUGCUCUCCUACAACACUCUCAUGAACGCGCUCGUGGAAGCUGGCCGUGUGAAGGACGCCCACGACGCGUUCGGCGAAAUGCUUGCGGCAGGGGUGGCGCCCAAUGCGUCGUCCUGCAACAUCCUCCUCAAGCUGCACUCGUGGACCUCCGACGACGACGACUCUCCGUACAAGACGAUCCUCUCGAUGCGAGAGGCUGGGGUGGAACCUGACGUGAGCACGUACUCCACGCUUAUCACGGGACUGUGCCGUGUGGGGAGGCUCCCCGAGGCAUGGGGUGUGCUCGAGUGCAUGCUGGAGCAGGGGUGCCGUCCCAUGGUGCAUACUUACACGCCCAUUGUACAGGGAUAUUGCCGCGAGGGCCGUGUCGGGGAGGCCAUGGACCUGAUGGCCAUGAUGGAAAAAUGUGCCGGUUGCCCUCCCAAUGUAGUCACCUACAAUGUUCUGAUCAGGGCUUUGUGCGACGCCGGCCAAUUUAAUGAAGUCAAGCAGCUUUUAACGGAGAGUAGAACCAAGGGUUGGACGCCCAGUAUUGUCACCUACAAUACGUUUAUGAAUGGUCUCUGCCAGAAAGGUAAGGCUAAGGAAGCACUUGUGCUGCUGGGUGUUAUGCUGGGCAAAGGGUUGGACCCCACAGAUUUUACUUUGAGCAUUCUUCUGAAUUGCCUUUGCCAUGCCUCGAGGAUUUCCCAUGCCAGAUACUUGCUAGAGAGGAGUACGUCAUCGAGAUGGUAUGCUGGUGUUGUUGCAUACAACACUGUGAUGGGCAGGUUAUGUGAAAUGGGACAUUGGAGGGGUGUUCUGAAGCUGUUGACUGACAUGAUCAAGAAAGGUGUGAUGCCAAACACGAGGACGUUCAACAUUGUCAUUCGUAGUCUUUGCAUUGGUCGAAAGUGCUCCGCAGCCAAGAGCCUGGUCUGUAACAAAGGGUUUGCUGCAAAUGUCGUGACAUACAAUACACUGAUUGAUUGGUUUUUCUACCAUCGAAAGCUUAGUGAGGUGGGGCACCUACUUUCUGACAUGGCAGCAGGAAAAAUUGCUGUAGAUGAAGUUACUUACACUAUAUUCGUUGUUAGAUUAUGCAGAGAUGGAAAUUUUGCUAAGGCCAGUAGUUGCUAGAGAAUGGACUGUCAAUGGAUCUUCUUGGCGUCCUUAUAAACAGGCUUGCUUACAGUGGCAAAAUCCCGGAGACUAUUCGCAUAUUCCAGAAUAUGAGAGAAAGAAAAGGGCUUUCCCUAGAUAAUUCUAUAUUUGACCUCACAAUUGAAAGAUUCUGUAGGGCCGGUUAUUGUCACGACAAAUAUAUACAUAAUCUUAACUCUAUUCUGGAUGCAAUGUUGGGAAAGCAGUGAACUCAACUCUUGUGGAUCUAGGAAGCAGACGAUAAUUGGAGGAAUGGAUUCCCUCUUUUCAUUAUUUUCCUCCUGCCAACAGCCAUGAAUGAGAAGUGUAGACAUUGCUAAAGAUACUGAAUACGUGCUGUCUGCCUUUUAUAACAUCCCGUACAUCAAAGAUGGCUGCAUGCCUGUUUAUGUUAACAUAUUCCACCCUGCCACUCAACAGACAGAGUCUAAUUGGUGAGUUAUGGGAAGAUUGACUUAGUUGCCAACAUAGAAAGGUUUGGUAGUUGGUACUAAAAGUUAAAUAAUUAAUUAUAUUGAUUUACAUAAAUGGUAUUAUUUACGUAUCUGGUGUUGUAAACUAGUAGUAAGAACUAGCAAGCAAUAUUUUUAGGCUGGUAUUAUAAUUAUCUUUGAAUUUUAUGCAUGUUCUGCCAAGUUACAUACCUAUGCUACAAAUAUUUAGUGACUAGGACACUGAAUUUUCCCCUCUUACCUAUGCUGUUCUCCACAUAUGUGACACCUCAGCCCGGCCUGGUUGAAAUUCAGCCCAAGUGUGGCCGAUGAGUAUAUGUGUGCACCCUGUUUGUUUGAGCUUUUGCUUCUGCUUUUGCAGCUUUUCCACUUUGACAAAAAAAACAUAAAAGCUCCUAAAUAUGUGCUUUUGGAGUUUUUAUGGUUUUUGAUGAAUCAAUAUAACAAUAUUUGGCUCCAAAAGCCAUUACAGCUCGAAAAGCACCUAUUUAGGAGCUUUUAUGGCUUUUUGACCAAAGUGGAAAAGCUGCAAAAGCAAAAGCAAAAGCCCAAACAAACAGGGCCUUAGAACAUAAGUGGAGAUACGUACCACCUUGCUAGUUUGAAGGUGGCAACCACCAAUAUCAAGGGUUCCAAGGCAAUAACGUCCUGUUAGCCAUUUUUUUGCGGGAAGCAAGGACUGACAUGUAAUAAGCAGGAUAAUGCACGUUGGCAUACCCAGUAUGCAGAUUAGGUCUAAGCCAGUUGGGACCUUGGUGUGUUACCGCAUAUAGGCUUCACUGUUUGAUCUUUGAACCCUGUUUCUAUUAUAUCCACACUCGGUUAACUUCCUGUCUUCUGCAAGCUUGCAAUCAACAACAUGCUGCACAGGUGGGAUUCCAAUGCAAGUUUUUCCUAUUUAAUACAGGAUUACUGCAAUUGCAAACAGUUUUAGCCAUAUAAACUUGACAAGAUGAGGAUGGUUAUGAUCCGACAAGGUAUGAUGACAUAUAGCCCAUACUGAUCGCCGUGCCCUGUAUGCUGGAUCCUCUACCAUUCUGUGUUCUUUCUGAAAGCAUGCCAAUCCCUAUGUUGGGUGGUGCUGAGCAUCCUCUAUUUGCUGGGAUCAAGCUUUUCCUCUCUUUUCUUUUUUCGGGUGACCAAGCUUUUCCUCUGCAGGGGCCUUGUGCAGUAAACCCCCUACGGACGUUCCCCGUCGAAUCAUUUGUGCUGGCAGGAUUCCUGUUAUCUGGUUCAGAAUGAAACUUGAUUAGUUAUUGUGUAUUUUUCUCUAUCUACCAUAGGUAGAGUGCAUAUAGCAUCAGGUAGGUGUUUGUGGUUACUCUACAUAGAGCUCUUUAUAGAAGACAAAAAAAAAGUGUCAGGUAGGAUUAUUCUCUUAUUCUUAUCAGCGUUUGGAUUGUGAGAUGUAGCCCAAAGACAUUAAGGUGAAUUGGAUUUUGUGUGUGUCAGACAGGUCGUGGUGCUCUAAAUAGAUUUUUCUUGUUCUGAUUUGUGUCGUUUAUUUCCGACCUCAAGAUUCUUGUUCCUUUUUUGCA
This is a messenger RNA of Triticum aestivum (bread wheat), 3678 nucleotides long. RefSeq names its product pentatricopeptide repeat-containing protein At1g09900. NCBI's taxonomy places the organism in Eukaryota, Viridiplantae, Streptophyta, Magnoliopsida, Poales, Poaceae. The transcript is spliced from 2 exons. Bases 282 to 1664 code for a protein of 460 amino acids. Gene Ontology annotation, molecular function: protein binding. Gene Ontology annotation, cellular component: chloroplast. Gene Ontology annotation, biological process: mitochondria-nucleus signaling pathway; chloroplast-nucleus signaling pathway. The record is from RefSeq and is a predicted model, not a curated record.